Molecule: messenger RNA, 1398 nt
Organism: Aureobasidium subglaciale EXF-2481
Lineage: Eukaryota; Fungi; Ascomycota; Dothideomycetes; Dothideales; Saccotheciaceae
Exons: 1
Coding region: 1-1398 (465 amino acids)
Source: RefSeq, a predicted model, not a curated record
AUGGCUUCUUCCUCAACCACCUCCGGCUGCUCCAGCAUGUCCUCCAACAUCACCUUUGGCCUUGAGUACGAGCUCAAGCUUCGUCUCACCGCCGACCAACUCAAACAAGAAAUCAGUGGUAACGUCAAGGUCGUAAGCAACCCUGGUGAGGUCAGACUUUCCAAAGUCGGCCCCCAGUACCUCAAAAACGAGUACCGCAAUUUCGCCUUUCUCGAUCCCAACAGCAGUGCUCCAAGGACAUCUCUCGUGACGAGAGCUGACGGUCAAGCAAGUCUUUACCGCGGCUACUCUACCGAAGCCUUGAGCAUCAUGCAAAAAAGACUACAGGUAGCCCCUGGUCUCGGAUCGACAAGCAUCUAUCAAGGUGCUGGCAAACAAGCCGACUUUUCAGCUGCUCGUCUUCAUCUCACCCAUGACGCCAGCUUGAACGGUCUCAGCAAAUCAGCCAAAAUCGCCACCGGGCUAUGUACGUCAGAGCAAGCAGAAACCACCGACUUUGUCGGCACGGAAAUUGUUACAGCUCCCCAUAGCUCGCCUCGCGAAGCCUGCGAUGAAGUCAAUAGAAUUUCCGCAGCCCUUCGUAGCGAUGGCCUCAACUACAUCAUCGACGAUGAAUGUGCCAUGCACAUCCACGUCGGUAAACAGGACGGCACACCGUUCAGCGUCAGGACUCUUCAGAAUCUUGCAUACCUCACCCUCAUUUAUGAGCAUGAGCUUGCCCGCAUGACAGUCCCACGCAAACGGGGUACCGAUUUCGAGACAUUAUCAAACCGUGUCGAUUUCGCUACCGAGUGCCCGUCUCCAACAGAACACCACGCAUACCUAUGCAAUCAAGCAGGAAACAUUUCCGAAGGGUCUCUUGAAGUGAUCUGGAACUACCAGUCGCUCUCAGAGAUCCGGAAGGCCCUGUUUGAUGGCGUGGACUCGGCAGCGGUUCCUAUCGAAGCGUUUGUCAAGCUUCUGGGCACCAAAGGCAGAAUGGUAAAUUUCUCAUACUGUUCCCGGGACGUUACCAAAAACGAGCCGGCAGCCACUGUCGAGUUCCGCCAACACCAAGGCACUCUCGAAGGCGACGACGUUCUUCACUGGGCUCGUCAUUGUACGGCCCUCGUCGCGCUGGCUGAGAGAUAUGCCAUCAAAAACACAAGGUGUUAUAUCACCAAUUGGGACGACACAAUCGACAUCGAGCAGCUGUGGAGGGAGAUGGUUUUGCCCGAAUCAACCAAGCAAUUCUAUCGUAAUCGCAUCCAGGAAUAUGAUGUGCGUUGGCCCGACGUGCACCAGACGCCUCUUUGUGAACCCGACAUGGUAUUCGAUGACGAUUUUUCUUUUUCUGACGAGGAGUUUGAGGACUCGGAGCCAAGUAUGACUGAGACCGAAGUACAGGAGAAGUGUUAA